AUGUCCACUGGAAAGGUUCCGCUGAGGGUUCAUGAUGUUAUCAUCAAAGGUAAUUCGAAGACUAAGGACUAUUUGAUCGAGGCUGAAGUGGAAAAUAUCAAGAACGCCGCCACUAUGCAAGAGCUGCUCGAGGCUGCUGGAAUUGCCAAUGCUAAGCUUCAAGCGCUUGAGAUCUUUGACUCGGUUCGGGUCACGCUCGAUUCCGAUCGGCUUGAAUUGCCUGGGACCGCUAAUGUGGUCGUUGAGGUCGUCGAGACCAAGAACCCUCUCUACGGCGAAUGCGGUGCCUACACUAAACCUGCGGGAUUUGAUCUUCGUUAUGCUUUGCCUUUUAGAUUCUAUAACUUUGCACUUAAUUUGAGAAUCUCUGGCGGUGUUAUUUUCCCACAGGGGAGUGGAUUCUUGGACAAGCUCUCAUCCCUUCCUUUAAGGUUCUUUUUGGGUGGUGAUUUCUCUCCAGUUUGCACUGUGGCAGGGCCAACAACAGUGUGGGGAUUUAAGACAAGUGGAAUAGGGCCUACAGAGCCAAGAAGGCAAAAUGGUGAUAAACUUGAUGGAGAGAGUUCCGAUUCUUUCCAAAGAGAUGUUGGCGGAGACCUUGCUGUUACUGCAUUUGCAGAUCUAUCCUUUGAUCUUCCUCGGCGCUGGUUAAGAGAACAUGGAAUGCAUGGACAUAUUUUUGCAGUUCUGGGAACCUGGCGAAAUUGA
Molecule: messenger RNA, 708 nt
Organism: Humulus lupulus (European hop)
Lineage: Eukaryota; Viridiplantae; Streptophyta; Magnoliopsida; Rosales; Cannabaceae
Exons: 2
Coding region: 1-708 (235 amino acids)
Biological process (GO): protein insertion into mitochondrial outer membrane
Cellular component (GO): outer membrane; SAM complex
Source: RefSeq, a predicted model, not a curated record